Messenger RNA from Apiotrichum porosum, 2535 nucleotides. RefSeq names its product DNA topoisomerase 1 (gene TOP1). The transcript is spliced from 9 exons. Gene Ontology annotation, molecular function: DNA binding; DNA topoisomerase type I (single strand cut, ATP-independent) activity. The record is from RefSeq and is a predicted model, not a curated record. Gene Ontology annotation, cellular component: nucleolus; chromosome. Gene Ontology annotation, biological process: chromosome segregation; DNA replication; DNA topological change. Bases 1 to 2535 code for a protein of 844 amino acids. NCBI's taxonomy places the organism in Eukaryota, Fungi, Basidiomycota, Tremellomycetes, Trichosporonales, Trichosporonaceae.
AUGGUUCGCGACUACUCCAGCGACGAGAGUGAUGCCCCUCUCGCUCGCAAGCCCAAAGCCAAUGGCAAGCGCAACGGUGCUGCCUCGAGCGACGAGGACGAGCGCCCCCUAAGCAAGAAGCCUCGUGUUUCCAGCACUGCUGCCAAGAAGCGUCGUAUUGUGGAGAGUGACGACGAGAGCGACGCCGGCCCGUCAUCACCACCUGCAAAGGCUACCAACGGACACGCGGCCUCGGACUCGGAAGACGACAAGCCCCUCGCCAAGGUGGCCCGCAAGCCCGCCUCCAAGGGCAGCGCUAAGCCUGCUUCGAAGGGCAAGCCUGUGUCCAAGGGCAAGGCGGCCCCAAAGCCCAAGGUCGAAAGCGAGUCGGACGAGUUGGACGAGUUGAGCGAGAGCGAGGACGAGAAGCCGCUGGCAAAGAGCCGCAAGGCUCCGGCCAAGAAGGCUGCGCCCCGCAACUCGAACGCGUCGGCCAAGAAGGUCAAGCCUGAGCCCGAGAGCAGUGAUGACGAGAAGCCUCUGGCCAAGAAGAAGAAGACCGCUCCUGUCAAGACUGACAAGAAGCCCGCUGUGAAAAGGGAGAAGAAGGAGGCUAGCAAUGAUGAUGACGACACCUUCAAGUGGUGGGAAGGCGGUGACGGUGCCGGCGACGAUUCCGUCAAGUGGACCUCCUUUGAGCACAGCGGUGUUCUCUUCCCGCCUCCAUACGUUCGUCUUCCCUCCAACGUCAAGAUGAAGUAUGACGGCGUGGCCCUCACUCUGCCGCCAGAGUCGGAGGAGGUGGCUGGCUUCUUUGGUGCCAUGAUCGAGACCGACCACGCAAAGGACGAGACCUUCCGUGCCAACUUCUUCCGCGACUUCAAGGCCGUCCUCGAGGAGCACCCUCCCAAGGAAAAGGUCAAGGUCACUUCGCUCGAGAAGUGCGACUUCCGCCCCAUGUUUGAGCACUUUGAGGGCGAGCGCGAGAAGAAGAAGACCAUGACCAAGGAGGAGAAGAAGGACUUGAAGGAGGCCAAGGACAAGCUCGAGGCUCCCUACCUGUUCGCCAUGGUCGACGGCCGCAAGGAGAAGACCGGCAACUUCCGUGCUGAGCCUCCCUCGCUGUUCCGUGGCCGUGGUGAGCACCCUCGAAAGGGUACCCUCAAGUACCGCUUGCGCCCCGAGGACAUUGUCAUCAACAUUGGCAAGGAUGCCCCCAUUCCUGUUUCCAAUGUCCCCGGCAAGUGGAAGGGUGUCCAGCACGACAACACCGUUACCUGGCUCGCACACUGGAAGGAGAACGUCAACGGCCAGUCCAAAUACGUUUUCCUUGCCGCUUCAUCGACUUGGAAGGGCCAGAGUGACCGCGCCAAGUUUGAAAAGGCACGCGAGCUUAUCAAGCACGUCGACAAGAUUCGUGCCGACUACAACCAGGACCUCAAGUCCAAGGUUAUGGCCGAACGUCAGCGUGCCACUGCCCUGUACUUUAUCGACAAGCUGGCUCUUCGUGCCGGUAACGAAAAGGGUGAAGACGAGGCCGACACAGUCGGCUGUUGUUCGCUGCGUUACGAGCAUGUCACCCUGAUACCCCCCAACAUUGUUCGUCUCGACUUUUUGGGUAAGGACUCGAUGCGCUUCGAACAAGAAGUCGAAGUCGAGCCCCAGGUGUUCAAGAACAUCAAGCUGUUCAAGGCCGAGCCCAAGGGCAAGGGCGAUGACCUUUUCGACCGCCUCACCACCUCGACGUUGAACAAGUACCUCAACGAGCAGAUGAAGGGCCUUACUGCCAAGGUGUUCCGUACCUACAACGCCUCGUGGACGUUCCAGCAGCAGCUCAAGAACACUCCCAGGAACGGUACCGUCGCCGAGAAGAUUGCCGCCUACAACACUGCGAACCGUCAAGUUGCCAUUCUGUGUAACCAUCAGAAGACUGUGAGCAAGGGCUUUGCCGAAUCCUUUGCCAAGUUUGGCGACAAGGUCCGUGCAGUCAAGUAUCAGCGCAUGAAGGCACGUCUCCAGCUUUUGGCCUUGAACCCCAAGCUCAAGAAGAAGCACCCCGAGUACGCCGAGGACGAGUCGGACAUGGACGACGAGUUCUUUGAGCGCCACGAGGAGGAGCUGCGCGAAAAGGCGCUCGAAGCCGCCAAGAAGAAGUUUGAAAAGGAGAACCUCAAGCUCAAGGAGGAAAAGGAGAAGCCCCAACCCGAAAGCGAAUUGAAGGAGCGUCUGGCCGAGAUCAAGGCCGAGUUCAAGACUUUGGCCAAGGAGAGGAAGACCCGCAAGGUUGAGCCCAAGAAGAACAUGACUGAGGAGAAGCUGCGCGACCAGAUUGACAAGUUUGACGCCCGUAUCGCGACCCUCAAGGUCCAGAUGGAUGACAAAGACAAACUCAAGGACGUAGCCCUCAGCACAUCCAAGAUCAACUACAUCGACCCUCGGUUGACAGCUGCCUGGUGCAAGAAGCACGAUGUGCCUCUUGAGAAGAUGUUCACCAAGACUCUUCGCGAGAAGUUCCCGUGGGCUGAGGCCGAGGCCGACGCAGACUGGAUCUUCUAA